This is a messenger RNA of Sporisorium graminicola, 1446 nucleotides long. RefSeq lists its product as uncharacterized. Gene Ontology annotation, molecular function: hydrolase activity, hydrolyzing O-glycosyl compounds. Lineage: Eukaryota; Fungi; Basidiomycota; Ustilaginomycetes; Ustilaginales; Ustilaginaceae. Bases 1 to 1446 code for a protein of 481 amino acids. The transcript has a single exon. The record is from RefSeq and is a predicted model, not a curated record. Gene Ontology annotation, biological process: carbohydrate metabolic process.
AUGGCUUCGUCCUCAGGACAUACCACUCCCAUGGAGGAGAAGAGCUUCAGUUGGUCGCCAUCAUCGCAGGUGCCCCACUUCCUCCGCAACCACUACAGGAACUCAAGCAAUGCGGCCACUCCAAGAUCCCACGGAUCGGAAUCAAGCAGUGCUGCCUCGUCGGUCAUCCACAUGCCCAUUUCGCAUUCACUCGCUGCCAGCAGCGUCCAUGAGAAAGUUGGGCUCCCCUCCACAUCCCGCACCGCCACCGUCUUUGGUGGUGAGAAAAGCACCGAGAACACUUCGGCGGCUUCUUCUAUCACUGCCACCGAGCAGCUAGCCAAGGACGGCAAGAGCCACAACCUUGCUUUCAGCUUCUUUGGUCUGCUCUCUGUCAUCCUCGCUGCUGUCGUGAUCGCGUUCGGCUGGAUCAACACACCGCAACAGAAGCUUUGCCUCGCCUUCGAGGACGACUUCACCGGGCGCAGCACGCUUAACACGGACAACUGGGAGUACGAAGUCAGAACCGAUGGUUUUGGCAACAAAGAGUUUGAAAUGACCACCACGCAGACCAACAACUCGUUCAUCGAGGACGGAACGCUCUACCUCGUCCCCACCCUGACUUCGGAUGAAGUCGGUGAGGCUGCUAUCACGGGUAACGCCACCUACAGCCUCAACAGCACCUGCACUGCUUACCCUCUUACCCAGGCGGCCUGUGAGAGCGUCGCCAACGCCACUCUUGGUGAGAUUCUGCAGCCUGUCAAGUCGGCCAGGAUCCGCUCCAAGGCCUCGAUCAACCGCGGUCGCAUCGAGGUACGAGCGCGACUGCCCACUGGGGACUGGCUCUGGCCCGCCAUCUGGAUGAUGCCCGAGAACUCUGUCUACGGCGACUGGCCUCGAAGCGGUGAGAUCGACAUGGUAGAGUCCAAGGGAAAUCUCGUCGAGUCUCGCAGCGACCGAUUCCAGAACUCGGUGGCCUCGACGCUCCACUGGGGUCCCUCGCCCGCCACGGAUCGAUGGGGUCUCACCACGUCCAACUUUACCGUCCCGCGCGACUACUUUACGGAAGAGUUCCACACGUUUGGGCUGGACUGGACGCCCACCUCGCUCACCACCUGGGUCGACAAGCCUAGCCGUCACAUCAUGAAGCUCGACAUGAACCGCGACUUUUUCGCCUUCAGCAAGCUCUCGCACCUCCUCUGGAACGGAACCGCGAUCCAGGACCCUUGGAACGGCAAGAAGGGCGCUCCUUUCGAUCAGAAGUUCUACCUCAUCCUCAAUGUCGCUGUGGGCGGUACCAACGGCUACUUUUCCGAUGGCGACCGCAACAAGCCCUGGCAGAACGCCGGGACCAACCCGGUGGCCGACUUUUGGGCCGCCCGAUCACGCUGGUUGCCCACCUGGCCCACCGACCCCAAGAAGCGUGGCAUGGCCAUCGACUCGGUAAAGAUGUGGCAGCGAUGCUGA